Molecule: messenger RNA, 402 nt
Organism: Paramecium tetraurelia
Lineage: Eukaryota; Ciliophora; Oligohymenophorea; Peniculida; Parameciidae
Exons: 3
Source: RefSeq, a predicted model, not a curated record
AUGAAGAAGUCAUCUUCUCAAAGGAUAUUGGUUACAUAAGAUGAGUUUCUGAGAAUUCAAUCAUAUGCCAAUAAAUCGAUUUAGCCUCACUCCAAAGCCAGAAUCAAACAAAAACCAAAACCAGAAUAAUGUCAAUUCAAACCAGAAAUCAACAAAUAAUCAAUCAAUUUAUAGCGAACAAUAAAUGAUCUCUACAGAUGGAAUCAAAAUAAAAUGCAAAAAAUACACCAAAUAAAAGAAGAAGAAACUCGAGAAAUCUAAAAUAAUGCCAAUAGAUUGACUCAUGAAGUCACUUCUUCCUCUGUCUUUGAAAGACUUUAUCAAAUCAGAAAAAGUAGUGCCUUCACUCUGUGUAAUUAUCAACAUUAAGUUAGAAUAAUCAAAAAGAAAUACCCAUUGUGA